AUGAUCGUGAAGAAAGUUCCCCUCUUUCCCCCCAAAACCCUCUCGCAAUCCGUCCUCGUUUCCUACUUCUCCACCUCGUCUCCGUAUCAAUUCCAGCCUUACCAGUCGUGGAGGCUGCAGCAGGAGGAGGAUUCGAGGUCCGUGAGUGUCGCGGUGUGGUGGGAUUUCGAGAAUUGCAAUUUGCCGGCUGGGGUCAAUGUGUUCAGAGUGGCGCAGACCAUCACGGCUGCGGUUCGGGCCAACGGGAUCAAAGGUCCCGUUCACAUCACGGCGUACGGAGACGUCUUCCAGCUUUCUAGGGCGAACCAGGAAGCUCUUUCCUCCACUGGAAUCAACAUGGCUCACGUCCCCAAUGGAGGGAAGAACAGUGCAGACAAGUCUCUUAUCGUGGGUCUAAUGGACUGGGUAUCCCAAAAUCCACCCCCAGCCCAUUUGUUCCUCAUCUCCAGUGACAGAGAUUUCGCGAGUUGUUUGCACAGGCUGAGGAUGAACAACUACAACAUCUUGCUUGCAGCUAAAGAAGGUGCGCCGGCCGUUCUAUGCAGUGCUGCAAGCAUCAUGUGGCACUGGAACGAUCUACUGAAGGGCGAGAACUUGGCGGGGAAGUAUUUCAAUCAACCUCCUGAUGGUCCUAAAGGCUCAUGGUAUGGUCAUUAUAAGUUACCCUUAGAAGAUCCAUUCGCAGUUCCUGAGCCUACACCAGCACCAUCACCACCGCCAGUUUCUCCCAAGGUCGACGAGGAGCGUGUAGAUUCUAUUCGCCCCAUACCAAAAGCAGUGAUGAAGCAGAUUCAACAGAUUUUGAACUCGCACCCUGAAGGUAUCAAAAUAACUGACCUUCGAGCCGAGUUGAUGACUAGCAAUUUGGCAGUCGAUAAGGAAUUUUAUGGCCAUAAGAAGUUCUCCCUAUUUCUCUUGGCUAUGCCACAAGUGUUGAAGCUUCAAAACAAGGGGGAGGGUAGGUUUCUCGUGCGAGCUGUUCCUGGCAGAGCUCAUGAUCCAUCUGGAACUCUAGUUACCACAGCUACUGAUAUACAUAAUAACGUGAAGCCGGUUCCUUCUGGCUCUUCGAAGAUGGAUACCGACGGUGUAGCUGAGAAGAAUUUGCCACCAUUGACCUCAUCGGAGCCAAAUGUCAGAGCUUUGGAAGUGGAUGUUCAUGGCAAGGAAUGCAACUUUCCUGUUAGUGAAAAGGUCUUGGAGAAGGCUAAUGGACAGGAAACAGAUAAGCAGUCAUCUGUAGUGAAGAAUGAAGAGCCUGACAUGGGAUUUGUCGGGACUCUUCGAAAUUUUUUGUAUGGAAGCUCUGAGAAGGGAACUGAUGACUCUCUAGAAAAAACUUCCACUAACAAGCUUGGAAGAGACGAAGUUGAUGAAAAGAACCAUGAAUUGCCUAGCAGAAAGUUAGAAGUAUCUACUCAAAGCCCGGCAAGUGAAAGCAACAGCAAUUCAGCUGUGUCUAGUGAAGACUUGAGCAGAAAUACAGGUUUGUUUAGUCGGAUUAAGAACUGGUGGAAGUCUAGGGGAAGCCGUGUAGAAUCUGUACACGAUCAACCCAGCAAAGUCCUUGAUCAGAGAAUUGUGGACAUGAAAGACCAUCAGGUCUUUUCUAAGGACGCGUUCUGGAGGGUUAUGGAGUCCUUUGUUAGGACACAGAAGGGGUCGCUAGCUAUAACAGAAUCCAGGACAAGGGAACAGAUGGCAUCGAAUCUGCAAAAGGAAGGACCUUUGCUUCUGAAAUCUCUCAAAGAACCUGACCUACUUCUGUUGGUAGACAUCUUGAUAUCACAAAAGAAAUGGGUGGAUGAAUGUCCCUCCGGAUCUUCCCUUUUUAAGGUCACUCUAUCUAGGGAUAAUGCAGCCCGGGCCACUUCUCAGGGAUCCAGUGGAUUGAGGUCUUUGUUUCUGAAAGAAAGGCAACAUGGUGUUUCUCAUACUGGUGUUACGCCCCCCAUUGCUAACACGAAAUCCUCUGAUCGAUCUAGAAGUGAGAUACUGAUGGACUGCAGGAACCUUGUGCAGGAAAUGGUGAAGAAAUACCCCUAUGGUUACAACAUUGGUGCUUUCCGAAAGUUGUUCCUAGAAAGGUAUGGUUACCAUCUUGACAUCCAGAAGCUCGGGUACCAAAAGUUGGCGGCUUUACUGGAAAUAAUGCCAGGAGUGAAAGUCGAAUCUACUUACAUCCUUCCGUCUACCAAAACCCUAAAGUCUAACUCUGAUGGUGAAUCAGCGAAGAAGGAAAACGAAUCAGAUUCUGCGUGGGAUGAGCUCGGUCCUCCGGACGCCAACUCAUCAUCCCAAAAGGAUCCUGAUUACGAGCCUUGCCUGUCUGAAGACGAUAAUGAUGAUGUGGAAUCUGAUUCAGAACCCGAGACUCUGGCUGCUUCAAGCAGCAGUCAACCUGAACAAAACUGUACGAAGUCCAAUGAAGAAAACAGCUCGUUGCUAGAGAUUCUCGAUACCUGGUAUGGGAGUCAGAACGAGGAAACUGGAGGCAAGAAAGAGGAGUCUACGAGGAAUGAUGAGGAGAAUGCUACUAUUAAUUUGCAGCAGCUUACCAGUUCGUCUGGACAAGUUGGAAAGACGGCUGAGGCAACUACUACUCAUAUGGCAUGCUCUGGAGGGACGAUGCAGAAACCGGUAAAGACUUAUUCUUUCGUCGAUGAUUCGGUCUGCCCUGCGGAUCAGCAUCAUAAGGUUAUUAAUGGAAUCUUAAGCAGGUUGAAGAUCACUAGUGAUUCGAGGAUGCCGAGUUGA
Molecule: messenger RNA, 2757 nt
Organism: Linum trigynum
Lineage: Eukaryota; Viridiplantae; Streptophyta; Magnoliopsida; Malpighiales; Linaceae
Source: the annotation of a GenBank genome assembly